This is a messenger RNA of Ictidomys tridecemlineatus (thirteen-lined ground squirrel), 804 nucleotides long. Lineage: Eukaryota; Metazoa; Chordata; Mammalia; Rodentia; Sciuridae. The record is from RefSeq and is a predicted model, not a curated record.
AUGUGGACCCGGUCGCUGCACCCCCUCUGCUCCGCGGGCCCGCCCCCACAGCCGCCACGGCCUCCUAUUGGACAAAACCACCGCCACUCAGCCGUGGCUCUGGCUCUCGCGCCACUUCCAUUGGCCGAGUCUCACUCAUUCCCUCCCCUCCCGGCCCCCCUCGGUGCCCCGACAAAACCCCGCCACGCCCGCCCUGCCAACAAGCACUAUGAACUGCUGCCAGUGGCUCACGCCGCUGUCCGUCAGCGGCUCCCCACGGAGACAUUUCCCGCCUCCUCCUCUCUUCUGCCCCAAGUCAACGCCCUCAUUGGAGGAAAGCGCGGUCGCUCGGAGCGAAACUCUGGUGGGGUCGGGUUAUUCUGGUUCGAGAAGAAAGAGGGCGGACGGUGCCGGCUUCAGAACUUCCACCAGAGGGAGAAAUCCGGGCGGGAGAAAAGGAACGCGCUCUCGCCUCCCUCCCCCGCGCCCCGCGGGGCCUGCGGUUGCCAAGGCGACAGAACUUUAUUGACAGCCCGGCUUGCUACAAAGGACUCUCCUCCCACCCUCCUAGGCCACGCCCUCUCCCACUUCCCCGGGUUCUCUCUGAAAAGGUGUCCCCACAAGCACUCUGUGGAGGCUUUCAUGCAAUACGAACCCGUGGGAAAGAGGGAUGACUGAGAAAUAGGGGCUUUGAGGACAAGACCUGACUCAUGGGUGCUCCCCUGGGGAACCCCCUUAAUUAGGAUCACCCCUUGCUUCAUUCUGAGGCAAACAUAAUUAGCAAUUCAUCAUAAUUACGUCCAGAAUAAUAAGCUCCACACUCCA